Molecule: messenger RNA, 969 nt
Organism: Alternaria atra
Lineage: Eukaryota; Fungi; Ascomycota; Dothideomycetes; Pleosporales; Pleosporaceae
Exons: 2
Coding region: 1-969 (322 amino acids)
Molecular function (GO): oxidoreductase activity
Source: RefSeq, a predicted model, not a curated record
AUGUCAACCAAGACUACCGAAACGACCAUUUCUGCUCCGACCCCUCAGAUUCGAGAGCUUAAGAAUGGCUUCGGUGUUGAGAUUCGAGGGCUUGACCUCACAGAUGGUGCCUCCAAUGAGACUUUCCACCUUCUCCAGGACGUUUUGACGAAGUACGGUGUGGUCGUCGUCCGCCAGACAAAUCUGACCGACUCAACCCACAUCGCUUUGGGCCGCAAAUUCGGCGAACUAGACGAUGUGAAGCCCUACAACAAGGCCGGCCGUAAGAAUCGCCUUGCUUACGACGAACUCUUCGAUGUCGGCAACAUCGAAGCGGACAAUACCCUUGUCUCUCCGACCAGCCCACGCGCCCAGGCAAACAAAGGCAACAGCUACUUCCACGUUGACAGUAGCUUUAAUCCGCGCCGAGCAGGCUACUCCCUGCUACUGGCUCAUAAGCUGCCUCCCCCUGGCACAGGUGGUGCGACAGAAUUCUGCGAUACAAGGGCGGCAUGGGAUGACCUUCCUCGUGAUGUAAAGAGUGAGUUGUUGGCUAAAGAUUAUGUCGCUUGCCAUUCGAUUCUGCACUCGAAGAAGCUGGCUGCGCCCGAGCAUUUUGCGGGUAUCGAACCUGCUAAUCAUCCUAUGGGUCGUCAUAAACUUGUGCAGCGUCAUGAGGCAUCUGGACGUACGAACUUGUAUCUGGCUAUGCAUAUCCACCACAUCGAGGGUUUGGAGCAGGAGAAGAGCCAGGAUUUAUUCGACAUGUUAUUCAAACAUGCUACGAAAGAGGAGUACAGAGUUGUUGUAGAAUGGCACAACGUUGGCGACCUGGUUAUGUGGGACAAUACUUGCACUAUGCACCGAGCAAUAGGAGGCGAGUACGCAUACAAGUAUCGCAGAGACAUGAGAAGAGUGACGGUACACGAUAAUAGUAGCCAAGCAUGGGGCCUGAACGAGAAAACAAGCGAAAGACAAGGUCUUCCUUAG